CGAAAACAAAAGUCCUGACGACAGCAGUGCGGGUUCAAAGCGUCGAGGGCCUAGGACGACGAUAAAAGCAAAACAAUUAGAAAUUUUGAAGACGGCGUUUUCGCAAACGCCGAAACCCACGCGGCACAUACGAGAGCAGCUAGCAAAAGAAACAGGAUUACCAAUGAGGGUGAUACAAGUGUGGUUUCAAAACAAACGAUCGAAAGAAAGGCGUCUUAAGCAAUUAACGUCGAUGGGUAGGGGUCCAUUUUUCGGAGGUUCUAGAAAAAUGCGAGGUUUUCCCAUGAACCUUUCUCCUGGUGGUCUUGAGGACGGUCCUCCGGGUUUUCCUUACUUCGCGGACGGAAAAUUUGAGUUUGGUUAUGGAGGACCACCUUUUCAUCCUCACGACGGCCCUUUCUUUCCCGGGCACCAUCCUGGAGGAGGUCCUGGAGGUCAAGGAAUGCCUUUCGGACAAGGAGGUGGUCCAAUGGACCACGGUCCCAUACCUAUGGGAGCCGGUGACUUCGGUGCAAUGCCCAACGAACAGGGUCAGUUUAUGCCACAGCAGGGUCCAGGUCCGGAUAUGAUGCAGGGUAAUAGUGGUGGGGGCCGAGGUGGAAGUCCCGAAUUUAUGUCUCCUGGAAACUUCUCCGACAAUCCCCAACAGUUAAACGAAGGACUGGUCUGGUAGCUGGC
Messenger RNA from Diabrotica balteata, 678 nucleotides. NCBI's taxonomy places the organism in Eukaryota, Metazoa, Arthropoda, Insecta, Coleoptera, Chrysomelidae. The record is from the annotation of a GenBank genome assembly.